Molecule: messenger RNA, 1339 nt
Organism: Chrysochloris asiatica (Cape golden mole)
Lineage: Eukaryota; Metazoa; Chordata; Mammalia; Afrosoricida; Chrysochloridae
Gene: FBLN7
Product: fibulin 7
Exons: 8
Coding region: 1-1254 (417 amino acids)
Molecular function (GO): calcium ion binding
Source: RefSeq, a predicted model, not a curated record
AUGGCGAACUGCCUCAAUAAACAGCAGCUCCUCACAGCCAUCCGCCAGCUACAGCAGCUGCUGAAAGGCCAGGAGACUCGCUUUGCUGAGGGCAUCCGCAACAUGAAGAGCCGGCUGGCUGCGCUGCAGAACUCAGUGAACAGAGCGGCCCCAGAUGCUCCCCCAGUUUCCUGCCCUUCUCUGAGCGCCCCUCUGGAUGGCAGGAAGUUUGGCAACAAGCACUUAGUGGAUCACGAAGUUCAUUUUACCUGCAACCCUGGGUUCCGACUGGUUGGACCCAGCAGUGUCGUGUGUUUGCCCAAUGGCACCUGGACUGGGGAACAGCCCCACUGCAAAGAUAUCAGCGAAUGCUCCAGCCAGCCUUGUCAAAAUGGAGGGACAUGUGUAGAAGGAGUCAGCCAAUACAAAUGUAUCUGCCCACCAGGAAGGACUGGGAGCCGCUGUCAGCAGCAAGCCCAGACUGCCGACCCCGAGGGCCCCAUAGCCAGCGAUUCUGCCUUCAGCCGAGCACCGCGCUGUGCGCAGGUGGAGCGGGCGCAGCAUUGCAGCUGCGAAGCCGGAUUCCACCUGAGCGGCUCCGCCUCCGCCGACAGCGUCUGCCAGGAUGUGAACGAGUGUGAGCUCUACAGGCAGGAUGGACGCCCCCGGCUCUGCAUGCAUGCCUGUGUGAACACUCCGGGCUCCUACCGCUGUGCCUGCCCCAGCGGAUACCGCAUUAUGGCCGAUGGGAAGAGCUGUGAGGACAUCGAUGAGUGUGCGACUUCACAACGUAUGUGCCCAGGGGGGACUAUGUGCGUCAACACCGGUGGAGCCUUUGAGUGUGUCAACCCAGAAUGUCCCGAGGGCAGUGGCAAUGUGAGCUAUGUGAAGACAUCCCCAUUCCAGUGUGAGAGAAACCCCUGCCCCAUGGACAGCAGACCCUGCCGCCAUAUGCCCAAGACCAUCUCCUUCCAUUACCUGUCUCUGCCCUCCAAUCUCAAGACGCCCAUCACGCUCUUCCGCAUGGCCACAGCCUCUGCACCAGGCCGACCUGGGCCCAACAGCCUGCGGUUUGGGAUCGUGGGUGGAAACAGCCGCGGCCACUUUGUGAUGCAGCGCUCAGACCGACAGACAGGCGAGCUGAUCCUCAUCCAGACCCUGGGGGGGCCUCAGACGCUGGAGGUGGACGUCGACAUGUCAGAAUACCUGGACCGCUCCUUCCAGGCAAACCAUGUGUCCAAGGUCACCAUCUUUGUGUCUCCCUAUGACUUCUAAGGGGGCCAUGGAAGCACAGGGAGCUAGAGAUCCAUGUUCAUUUCUCUUCCCCAAAGACUCUGCCAUGGGCACUGACUGCAGUGGA